Molecule: messenger RNA, 3430 nt
Organism: Schistosoma turkestanicum
Lineage: Eukaryota; Metazoa; Platyhelminthes; Trematoda; Strigeidida; Schistosomatidae
Source: the annotation of a GenBank genome assembly
AUAAAAUUCAGUUUGAAUUUCAACAAAUUUAUCUUUGCCUAGGCUACUAAAAACUAUCCCUUACUUGCUCCUCAAAACGAUACAAAUUCAGAUCUACAAGUUAAUAAUUCUUCUGUUAUUUCACAAGAAAACAGAAAAAAAACAGCCCUAUCUCUGUGAUGAUUGUAGCUUGAAUUUUGAAGAGGUUUGUUUCAAUCUCUACUCGCGAAGUUUCGGUUUUGUAUUCGUCGGACAACAUUAGCGUUAACAGAAAUGGGCGAUCAAGCGGCGGUCCGUAUUAUGUCCUUUAAGAAUGCUGGAAAGAGUGCAGACGAGAUGAGACGUCGUCGCCAGGAAGGCCAGGUAGAACUUCGCAAGAACAAACGCGAGGAAACACUUCAAAAGAAGAGGAACAUUCCUGCUGGAACUAAUGGGCCACAAACAACUAAUGAACCUGUUGAUACAGAAAUCGACGGAACUGGGAAAUCAACUUUGUUAAAUCUGGAGGCCAUAGUAGCAAAUGCUGAAAAUGAAGACCCAGCCGUCAGAUUGUUGGUCGUUCAGUCUGCUCGUAAGCUUCUUUCCAGUGAUCGAAACCCCCCUAUUGACGAGCUUAUAAAUGCUGGUAUGCUCCCUAAGUUGGUCGCCUGUCUGACAAGUGAAGAUCCUAAUCUUCAGUUUGAAGCUGCCUGGGCUUUAACAAAUAUUGCAUCCGGUACAUCUGGACAAACUCUCGCUGUUGUUCAAGCAGGAGCUGUACCACGCUUUCUAAAGUUGCUGUCUUCUUCUCACCCUAAUGUUUGUGAACAGGCUGUUUGGGCCUUAGGUAACAUAAUUGGGGACGGUCCUGUAUUAAGGGAUUACGUGAUUAAAUUGGACGUCAUAAAACCACUAUUAAAACUCUUAACACCAAAUAUACCGCUAAACUUUUUACGCAAUGUUACCUGGGUAAUGGUGAAUCUUUGUCGCAAUAAGGACCCCCCUCCUCCCGCCUCGGCUAUCAGAGAACUGCUUCCCGCUCUAUUGUAUUUGAUAAAGCACACUGAUGAUAGUAUUCUCGUCGACACUGUCUGGGCUAUAUCCUACUUGACUGAUGGUGGAAACGAUCAAAUAGAAAUGGUCAUAAAUGCAGAGAUAGUGCCUCAUUUGGUCCCAUUGUUGUCACAUUCAAGUUUUAAGGUACAAACUGCUGCCUUGCGUGCCGUUGGAAAUAUAGUUACAGGUUCAGACCAACAAACUCAAGUUGUUUUGGAUUGUGGAGCUCUAAGUCAUUUUGCAUGUUUGUUGAAUCACCCGAGAGACAAAAUUAAUAAGGAAGCUGUUUGGUUUCUAUCUAAUAUUACUGCAGGAAAUCAAAGUCAAGUGCAGGCCGUGAUAGACCAUGGUCUUGUUCCGCUAAUUAUCCACCAUCUGGCUGAAAGUGAGUUCUUAACACAAAAAGAGGCUGCAUGGGCUAUCUCAAACUUGGCGAUCAAUGGAAAUGCUGAACAGGUAUGAUUUUAUUUGUUCCAUGAACUCACUUUGAAAUCCUUAAGAAAGAUACGCAAUUACGAAGUCAGAAUCAGUUAGUCGCUAAAUCUUAUGUCAAGAUCAGAUUCAAGAUGUUUUGCGAAAAGCACCUCAUUAACGCUGUUAGUCUAUGGGUUUUCGCUUUAUUUAACCAGACUAGCUUGGUACAGAGUCACCAACAUAUGCGUCACUCACUGAAUGUGUGUAACGAGGUUACUACUCCAAGUGACCAAACCGAGACAGGUUUUCAAAUAAUCAGUUUGUAAGGUACCCGUACUCUAGUUAUAUUAUUCCAUAUUCGAUCCCACUCGACUGAGGUUUCAGAACAUACUGAAAAGGGUGAGAUACGUCAUCGACCAACGCGUCAUUCCUCCACUCUGUAAAAUGUUAAGUACCAGAGAUGUUCAGGUUGCGCAAGUUGUUUUAGAUGGAAUAUCAAAUAUAUUGGCAGCAGCCGGUGAUAAUUUAGAACAAGUUACAACUGCAAUCGAAGAAUGCGGUGGGUUGGAUCUCAUCGAAGCACUUCAAGAACAUACAAAUAUCGAUAUAUAUCGUUUGGCGUAUGACAUAAUCGAACGAUAUUUCAACGAAGGGAUGAUUGACGAUCCAAAUACAACUGGCGUUGCUGAAGAUGAACAUUUGGGUGAUUUUAUAUCGGUACCACAAGUUCCAACUACUUUCCAGUUUGAUGCUGAUCAGUGUAACUCUGAUGCAACUAGAGGUUUCGAUUUUUAGUUAAUUACCUUAUCGUCAUUAUGUAGGACCUGUUACAGAUCGUACAUGCAUAUUUUCAUAAAUUCUUAUCCUUGAUAGCCAGCCUAGUGGAAUGAUCUAACAACCGCCCUCUUCUGUUUUGCAUUUAGUAAAAGCCGUCUAUGCGGUUGUGGCCUCUACUGUUCCAUUCCUCUUAGUUCUUGACCAUAAAAAUAACCUUCCUAUUUUGUGAGCGCAUUCGUUUUUUUCAACAUUUUAUCCAUCUAAGAUUUUGCUCCAAGGUCCCCCUAUCUGUUACAUUGUUAAUUCUUCAGGAUUUCCCUUAUAGAUUCAUUUUUGUAUGUCUGUAUAAAACUUUAUGAUUGCCUUGGCUGUUUGCCUACUCCUAUUUAUUUAUUUAUUCAUUCAUUCACGAAUGUUUGAUUUUAUUUCACUUGCUUUUUUUUUGUUUAUGUUAGCACGUCUUCCCAGUUUUUUUUUCAUUUUGGGUUAGCUCAAUAUCAUUGUAGCGAAUGGUUAAGCUAACCUUUCAGUCAGUCUAAGUCUAGCCUUCAAUUUUUUUUUUUAUUUUUCAUCAAUCAGAUUCUCAAUUUUUCCUGGUGUGACUGUGUAACUUAAUAUAUUUUGCCUUCGUCUUUCGAUACCUCUGUAUGUAUUUGCCUUCUCUGUGUAUUUUUGUUCGUUGCACCACCUUCUUUUUUGGUCUUCCGAGUUAUAUUUGAUUUUGAAUUUCCAAAUUUUUGUGGCAUGUCUGUGAUCUUAUAAUAGUAUUGUUUGGUUUCAUUCUAUUUUCCAAUUUUAGUCGUUUUACUUAAGCUUUUUUUUUAUAUUGAGUUUAUCUAUUUUUGGCUUAUACCUUGUCUUUCUCUACCUUCUCUGCCCCUAAGAUUUUUGUGUGUUCAACGAAAUGGUUACUAUUCUCUAUUCUUAUUGCUGCCUGUCUGUAUAUAUCUUCUAUUUUGUUCCCAAGCAUUAUCUUUUUUUUUUUAAACCUUUCAUUUCAUAUUUUGUCUUUUCGGGCGGUUGUGCAUCCAUUUCUGCCAUUUCUCCAAUUUUGCUUUGCUCAUACUUUCUAAACAUUUUUCCUCACGACUAGUACAUUAAUAAUUAAAUUGUUUAUCUGUCAGUAAAUACAAAAGACUAUGUUGGAAGUUGUUUGCCAAAUGCUUGUAACUGAUUUCACUGAAUGGUUGAUUCUUAAAUACAUGUGUAAUCGUACGUAACUCUG